UUACGAGACGUAAAAGUGAAUUAAAACCUUGUAUAUCUUGCGAUAUCGUUCAAAAAACGAUUUCACCAGUAAAAUUAAAUUUUGAUAUCGUAGAUCUUACACAAGGAACUAAUACUAGAAGUUCCAAGAGAAUAUUCCUCAGAAGCAGAAGUCAAUCUACCGUUAAAACAAUAAAAUCUCGUUCGAACAUACAAAAAACAAGAACAGAAAGCCUAGAGUCUUUGGCAAAGGAAGUUGUGGACCAAGGUACAAGCAGUCAAGAGACUGUAGUGAAAAAAACACGGAGGAAUACCUCCAAAACAAUUCAAACUCGUUCAGACAUAGAAAAAUUAAGAACAGAAAAGUCUUCAGCAAAGGAAGACGUGGACCACGGUAUAAGCAGUCAAGAAACUUUGAUGAAAUCAACAGAGGCGACAAACGUUUCUAAAUUAUCUAAUAAGGAGAAGACUGUUGCGUCUACUGUAGCGUCGGACAUGAGUAAGAGUGUAGCUAGCGUGAGAAGCUGGUUGAAAAAGAAUGCUGCAGAGUCAUCCAAGACAGACAUAGCGACAGUGAAAGAAAUGCUGUACCAAGAGGUGAUGGAGACAUUAAAUACUCGACUAGUCGAAAUUAAUGAAGCUACUGGAGAAGCGUUGCAAGCAGCCUUCUUAAAGGACAUAGAAGAACUUGACAGCCUUAAACAGAGGAUCGAUGCACUUGAGAAGAGCAAAAUGGACAGAGUUUGCGCUCUCAUUCGCGCAGACGCUGAACACAAGAAACGCAUGCUACAACUUCUGAAGGAAGACAUCCAACGGAUUUUAAAAUGAACUAUUUCUUUUAUUGUACACCAUAGACGGCAUAGACUAAUAAGCCUGUCCUCGCGAUUAAAGCAUGUUUACACGGAGCAAGGCAAUUUCAGCAAACAGAGUUAGGUCAUCCCUUUCAAACCAAGGGGUGUGUCAAAAAAUGGUACCCAGCUAGUGAUUUCGGUUUCAAAGUUUUUUUUCUUCAAAAACGUUUUUUAUUUUAAAGUUAAAUUGCUGUCAGUUCUGUUGAAAUAUUAUUUUAUGGUUGUUUAUUUUGCCUUUAAAUUAAUUCGUUUUUGUUUUUAUAAUUAUAAAAUUGAUUGUUUAUUCUCGAAAACGUAAUACAUAUAUCAAAGUUAAUACUUAAAAAUGUUAUAAUAGUUAUAAGUGAUACUGUUGACACAAAUAUUGUUUCAUUGUUAAUUAUUUUUCCUUUAAUGAAAUUCGUUAUGUUUAUUUUCAUUUAUAAAAUUGAUUAUUUAUGUUCUCCAAGAUGUACUAUGUAUAUCAAAGUUGAUAGUUUAUUGUUAGUUAUAAGCGGUACUGAUGUAUGUAUCUACAAAUAUAUAAAAUAUAGUUCAAUCAUUUGAGCAUUAAUAUCAAAAAAUAAAUACAUAGUGUUGACAAUAUAUUCUGUUUAUUUUUAAAUGACCUAGAGCAAUAACAGGUUUAACUUUCAAAAUAGUCGCCCAACUUAAAGAUCGGCAACGCACCUUGCACCCUUCAGUGGACUAUAUGUAUUUCACCAGUGACAUUCUGUGCCUAUUUCUGGCUGGGUUGAUAUUUAAGUAAAAUUGCUCAGCGUCAAUUUAUUUCCUUGUUGAACAGACAAAUAAAAAAAAUUAAACUCAUAACACCUACGGUCCGCCUGGUGGUAAGCAGUCACAGAGCCUAUGGACGCCUGUUAUGUAAAGGUACCCCACGCUG
Messenger RNA from Leguminivora glycinivorella, 1712 nucleotides. RefSeq lists its product as uncharacterized. The record is from RefSeq and is a predicted model, not a curated record. Lineage: Eukaryota; Metazoa; Arthropoda; Insecta; Lepidoptera; Tortricidae. The transcript is spliced from 4 exons. Bases 396 to 806 code for a protein of 136 amino acids.